Closterium sp. Yama58-4 is the source of this 990-nucleotide messenger RNA. The record is from the annotation of a GenBank genome assembly. NCBI's taxonomy places the organism in Eukaryota, Viridiplantae, Streptophyta, Zygnematophyceae, Desmidiales, Closteriaceae.
AUGGGAGCAGCACAGCGUGGGAGCAGCACAGCGUGGGAGCAGCACAGCGUGGGAGCAGCACAACGUGGGAGCAGCACAACGUGGGAGCAGCACAACGUGGGAGCAGCACAACGUGGGAGCAGCACAACGUGGGAGCAGCACAACGUGGGAGCAGCACAACGUGGGAGCAGCACAACGUGGGAGCAGCACAACGUGGGAGCAGCACAACGUGGGAGCAGCACAACGUGGGAGCAGCACAACGUGGGAGCAGCACAACGUGGGAGCAGCAUAGCGUGGGAGCAGCACAACGUGGGAGCAGCACAGCGAGGGAGCAGCACAACGUGGGAGCAGCACAACGUGGGAGCAGCACAACGUGGGAGCAGCACAACGUGGGAGCAGCACAACGUGGGAGCAGCACAACGUGGGAGCAGCACAACGUGGGAGCAGCACAACGUGGGAGCAGCACAACGUGGGAGCAGCACAACGUGGGAGCAGCACAACGUGGGAGCAGCACAACGUGGGAGCAGCACAACGUGGGAGCAGCACAACGUGGGAGCAGCACAACGUGGGAGCAGCACAACGUGGGAGCAGCACAACGUGGGAGCAGCACAACGUGGGAGCAGCACAACGUGGGAGCAGCACAACGUGGGAGCAGCACAACGUGGGAGCAGCACAACGUGGGAGCAGCACAACGUGGGAGCAGCACAACGUGGGAGCAGCAUAACGUGCGAGCAGCACAGCGUGGGAGCAGCACAGCGUGGGAGCAGCACAACGUGGGAGCAGCACAACGUGGGAGCAGCACAACGUGGGAGCAGCACAACGUGGGAGCAGCACAACGUGGGAGCAGCACAACGUGGGAGCAGCACAACGUGGGAGCAGCACAACGUGGGAGCAGCACAACGUGGGAGCAGCACAACGUGGGAGCAGCACAACGUGGGAGCAGCACAACGUGGGAGCAGCACAACGUUGAUCGCGAGGCACAGUCGCGUUGAUCUGGUCAAUCCAACUUGA